Molecule: messenger RNA, 784 nt
Organism: Rhagoletis pomonella (apple maggot)
Lineage: Eukaryota; Metazoa; Arthropoda; Insecta; Diptera; Tephritidae
Gene: baf
Product: barrier-to-autointegration factor
Exons: 2
Coding region: 138-410 (90 amino acids)
Molecular function (GO): DNA binding
Source: RefSeq, a predicted model, not a curated record
UUUUUUUGUUGUGCGUCAUUCUUCCUUUGCUUUGUGGAUUUUUGCAUGCGCUUCAAUUUUGUUUCUCGAGUUUUCGCGGCAUAAAUUCGUCACCGACAAAAAUAAACUACAUUCCUAGCAUAAAAAGAUAAUACGAAAUGGCUGGAACUUCACAAAAAUACAGAAACUUUGUGGCCGAGCCGAUGGGCAACAAAUCUGUGACAGAAUUAGCUGGCAUUGGUGAGACGCUAGGAGGACGCCUAAUUGAGGCUGGAUUUGAUAAGGCCUACACCGUGCUUGGUCAGUAUUUGAUACUCAAAAAAGACGAGGAGCUGUUCAAGGACUGGAUGAAAGAAGUAUGCAAUGCAAGUUCAAAACAGGCGUCUGAUUGUUACAAUUGUUUGAACGAUUGGUGUGAAGAGUUCCUGUAAAGAUUUAACAAUUUCCAUAACAGAUUUUUUACUAAAAAUAAUAACACGCACCAUUUAUGUACGUGAGACUCGCAUACAGUGCGUUUAAGAAAUGUUUUUCGAAUUGUAUGAUCUUUUGUAUCAAAAUCACUUUUUAUAUAAGUAAUAUCUAAAUGUAAUUUAUAAUACACGUUUAAAUGUCUUUUAAAAUAGCAAUUAACUAUAAAAAUGUAUCAAACUAAAUCACUUGCGCAAAGAAUGAUCAGUUCUGCAGUAGCCGUUAAAUUCAUUGAUAGUCACCUUGAGUUCCAAUUAGUGCAAUUGGUGUUUUCAAAUAGUUUAAACGUUAGGUAAUAAAUAUAAAAAUAAAAACUGAAAAUACAUACCACCAGCUA